AUUUUUUCUAGGUCUUUAAUGUUACAUGAUCUACUAGACCUACCUCGACGUCGCCUCGACCUAAUUUCUUCAUCGUCAAACAAAAAUCGACUUCUUUCGAUUUGUUGGCCAAUGGUCAUUACUGGCUCAAGAUCCAAUGAGUGAACCUUUUUUCAAUGCCAAAUGACUGCUCUCACUCGUCACUUUGAUCAUGACCAACGCCGUUCCUUGUCCUGGGCUCUUGUUAGUUCCUCGUGGGGUCAUCAUUUGAACCCAAUGAGUUCCAACAUGAAUGAGCAGCAAGAUCUCCCAGAUCUUUAACUGCACUAUGGCCCUUCAUGAUAUCCCAAUGACAUUGAACCCAUUUUGAUACCAUUUCAGGGCCUUAAGCAGUCAGUGAUCAUCCGGCACGUCCGUUCUGAUCGUCUUUCUGUUAC
Messenger RNA from Amoebophrya sp. A25, 416 nucleotides. The record is from the annotation of a GenBank genome assembly. Lineage: Eukaryota; Dinophyceae; Syndiniales; Amoebophryaceae.